Molecule: messenger RNA, 2456 nt
Organism: Eriocheir sinensis (Chinese mitten crab)
Lineage: Eukaryota; Metazoa; Arthropoda; Malacostraca; Decapoda; Varunidae
Product: putative lipid scramblase CLPTM1
Exons: 11
Coding region: 37-2025 (662 amino acids)
Cellular component (GO): membrane; endomembrane system
Source: RefSeq, a predicted model, not a curated record
GAGAGGAGAGGAAGGAGAGCAGACGACCAGCUGACGAUGCCGGAGGAGGCCACAGAAACCAAGGGCAGCGGAGGGGGAGGGGGUGACGAGGGGGGCACAGAGGGGGAAAGCAGCAGUGUUGGAGGAGGGGAGAUGGUACCCAGUGGAGGAGGAGGUGGAGGAGGGGGGGAGGUAGCAGUAGAGGGAGGGGGGGAGGGGGGUCAGCAGCAGGGGCGUCAACCCACAGCAGGGGAGUCCUUCUUGUCCAUCACCAAGUCCCUGGUCAUCCGCGCCAUCAUCAUCUACUUCAUCACCUCCUUCUUCAGGCGUCCCCAGCAGCCCACCACAGGCGCCGGGGACACUCCACUGGAAGGCACAGCAGCAGCGGGGGCCGGCAGGAUACCCGCCUCCAACCUCCUGAAGGACGGGGCGGCCCUGGACCUCUACGUCUUCAAGUCCGAGUCUGACACCUUCAGCGAGUUUGAGGACCCGUCGGCGCUGGUGUGGAUGAAGGAGGACCUGCUGUAUGGGGACUGGACCGGCGGACCAAGUGGUGACGGGACCUUCUCACACUCCAUGACCUUCCCUGCGUCCGAGCGGCUCCGAAACAACGGGUCGAUGUACGUCCACGUGUACAUCGUGCGCAGCGGCUUCUCCCCCGACCCAGAGGCAGGCGAGGCGAGGUACAGCCGCCGCCACACCCUGUACGCCACGCAGCGCCUCAACAAGUACAAGCGCCGCCGCUUCAAGAAGACCACCAACCUCAUCACCGGGGAGACCUCGGCCACACCAGAGGAAGUCUUGAAAGCGGAGAGCCUGAAGGAGGAGAUCACGUCACACUGGCACCCCAACCUGACCAUCAACCUGGUGCACGACUUCACCCAGUGGUCGCGUGGGGCUGUGCCUCCGCCCCUCGACGAGUUUGUGGAGUUCACGCCGGCGGGGGACAGGUACAAGCCCAUUACCUUCCUCAACACGUACUGGAACCUGGUGAAGGACUACCAACCCAUCAACUCGUCCACCACCUCCCUCACACUCUCCAUCACCUACCAGCCACUCUCGCUCUUCAAGUGGCAACUCUACGCCGCCCAGGCCAUGAAGAACAGGUGGCCCGGGACGGCUCUCCUGGAGGGCCUGGGCGGGGAGGAGGAUGAGGAGGAGCAGGACACCAUCAAGGAGGCCUUCCUGGAGACCUCCCCCUACCUGCUGGGGCUCACCAUCCUCGUCUCCCUCCUGCACUCCGUCUUUGAGUUCCUCGCCUUCAAGAACGAUAUCCAGUUUUGGAACAACCGGGAGAGCCUGGAGGGCCUGUCGGUGCGGUCGGUGUUCUUCAAUGUGUUCCAGUCAGUGAUCGUGCUGCUCUAUGUGCUGGACAACGAGACAAACUUCGUCAUCAAGGUGUCCUGCUUUGUGGGCCUGGGCAUUGAGGUCUGGAAGAUUACAAAGGUGACCGAUGUAUCCCUGGACAGAGAGCGUCGCAUCUUUGGCUUCCCGACGAUCCGCUUCACCGACAAGAGUACCUACGUCCACUCCAUGACCCGGCAGUACGACCAGCUGGCCUUCCGCUACCUCUCCUUGGCCCUGUUCCCGCUGCUGGGGGGCUACUGCGUCUACUCCCUGGUCUACAACGAACACAAGGGAUGGUACUCCUUCGUGCUCUCCAUGCUGUACGGCUUCCUGCUGACGUUCGGCUUCAUCAUGAUGACGCCGCAGCUCUUCAUCAACUACAAGCUUAAGUCUGUGGCUCACCUGCCCUGGCGGAUGCUCACCUACAAGGCCCUCAACACCUUCAUCGACGACAUCUUCGCCUUCGUCAUCAAGAUGCCCACCAUGUACCGCCUCGGCUGCCUCAGGGACGACGUCAUCUUCUUCAUCUUCCUCUACCAGCGCUACAUCUACCGCGUGGACCCCUCAAGAGUGAACGAGUUUGGCUUCUCCCAAGACAUGGAGACGAAGGCCAAGGAGAAAAAGCUGCAGGUGGCCAAUGGGACGUCUGCGGGCGAGGGUCCAGCGGAGAAGAGCUUAGAGGAGAAGAAGACCGACUGAGGAGGAGACGAAGGAGGAGGAUGGUGAUGAGAGUAGUAGUUUUUAUUGUUGUGUGUAAUUUUUGGACCGGGGAAACUGAUGCCAUUAUUUUAAGUUACUUUUUGAAGAUUUGUCACUUAAGUCUUUGUCUCUUCUCUGGUGGAAUUUGUGAAGAUGUAAUUUUUUGUUUGUCGUGUGUUUUUUUUGUAAUUUUUAACCUUUUUUUAUUUUCUCUGCUUUAUCUUGCACCUUGUUUGUGCGUGUGUGUGUGUGUGUGUGUGUACAAAUCUCUCCUCACUAUGUCAUGUUCUCACUUCAAAACAAAAUACAAGUGUCUUUAUUUUUAAGGGUCGACAGUAACUUGGCUUCAGUAUUCCACGAGCGCAUGUACGCGGCGGGAUGUAUAUGUAUGUGUAUGUAUGUACGUUUACCUAUUAAAACAUUAUGGCACA